Messenger RNA from Drosophila bipectinata, 3566 nucleotides. It is a transcript of the gene ebo, whose product is annotated as ellipsoid body open. The record is from RefSeq and is a predicted model, not a curated record. NCBI's taxonomy places the organism in Eukaryota, Metazoa, Arthropoda, Insecta, Diptera, Drosophilidae. Gene Ontology annotation, molecular function: small GTPase binding; nuclear export signal receptor activity. Gene Ontology annotation, biological process: protein export from nucleus.
AUGAUAGGGUUGCCAGGCAUAUUGCUGAGAGUUUCAGAGUUGGAUUUUUUUGUGGGCAAUCUUGACUUGUUUUUUUUUUUGUUUUUCGGACACCUUCGAGGCCGUGUACACACAAAGAAAAAACAUGAAACUGCCAGCGGCCAGCUGCUGAUGCGAGAGAAACCACACAGCAAGCGAGAAAAGCCAGGCGAAAAAUGCACGCCGCAUCCAUGACGACGGUGGAGGUCCUGCUGCAGGAGUUCUACCAGCCGAGCACCUCGAAUGCCAGGAAGCGUGAGAUUGAAACGAACCUGCUGGCCUUCAAGUCGCAGCCGGAGGCGUGGCAAUUGUGCCUUCGGGUGGCAACAGCGUCUGAAGGUACCGAGAAUCAAUUCCUAUGGUUCUUCAGCACCUCAACGCUGGAGCACACCAUUACACGGCGAUGGACGCAGCUGACGCCGGAAGACAAGACCCUGCUGAGGGAGGCCCUAUGGAAUACAUACGCCCAAUUGGGUGCCACCCCAGCCAAACGGCACAGGGACACACUCGCACAACUGAUAGCUCUAAUGGGGAAGAGAGAGUUCCCGGAACAGGAUCCCAACUACAUGCAGCACUGCAUGGAGCUAACAAAGACACGGUUCCAGCUGGGCAUAAACCUAUUGAAAGUCACCUCCGAGGAGGUGGUGAGCAAUCGCGGAGACUUGACCACCGAAUGGAAGCAGUAUUUCUACUCCUGCAUCUCCAUGUGUAUACCCGAUGUCAUGGAUUUGGUAACCACGUAUCUAUUAAUCGCUGUGUGCCAUAUUAAUGGCAAAGACAUUCAAACGACCAUACCAAACACCCUCAUGGACUUUAGUCUAACCUCAGCGCUGCCAAAUGACAAUCAACUAAGUUCCUCUAUUUUGGAGCUGCUCGGCUGUGUGCAGCACUUGGUCUCCUGGAUACGCACUGAACUGAUCUCGGAGUACUUCCUUAUGAGCAUACUCGACCUAUCCCAGUGGCGACCCAACCACGAACCCAUCUCCCUGGCCGCCCUAUCGGUCCUCAAUGAGCUGCUCUAUCUGCAGAAACCGCUUCCCUAUGCCGGCACCCUCAUGGGCGGUGUCAGUAGCCUUCUGGAGCAGCACAAUAGCAAUCGUCGCCAGAGCGAUAUGUAUGGCGAUAAGUUCCGGGAAUUAUUGCGACUCUAUUCCACGAAAUAUGCCGGUAAACUGAUGCAGGAGCCCGAUGUCUUGGAGACUUUUCUCAAUCUUCUAUAUUCCUGUACCACAGAAUUACAUGGGGCCUUGGACUUUACGGAGAAACUGGAAAUAUGGACACCGAUCAUCAAGAACAUUGCACACCACCCCGCCAAGAUAACGCGCUUCAACCAUGUGCUCACCCAGCUGGUGGACGAGAUCAUGCGACGCACACAGUUCGAGGCCAACAAGCCGGAGCUGGAGGUGCUCGACAACGAGCUCAUGGAGGACGAUACCUCCGCCACCGAAUGGCAGCAGUUCCUGGACCAAUGCUUCGAGACCCUGGCUCUCCUGGCCAAUACUCGCGGCCCCCACGUCGUCUUCGCACAAGUCUACGCCCAUUGGUCGCGGCCACAGAUGUAUCUGUUGUCCCUGGAGCAUGCCCUCGAGCAUGGCAGUAAUCGCACCUACGAGGCAGCCCGGAAACUCAAGGGCGCCAAUGUGGGAGAGAUACUGCGCGAUUUUGCCACCGUCUGCCAGGCAGUGGUGCGUCUAGCUCCCUUGAUGGACACCUCCACGGCCUCCACGCCGGCUGUGGCCGAUGAGAUGGAAUCCCAGCUGAGGUUGCUGUCGGAGAGCCUGCUCCAAACACUGCAGCUCCUGGCCAGCAAUCGGCUCGGCAACGGCACCAACGAAAUGGAUAAGGCCUCCUUCCAGACUGAUAUGGAUAACCUCUACGCUCAAGUCCUGCUGGCCAUACGCAGCAUCUUUCCGCUGUCCAAGGCCAUGGGCAGUGACGAGCUUCUCCAUCGGAUGUUUGCCAUUCUGGGCAGCAUCUUUGCCUGCAACGGCUCCCUGUCGGCGGCCUCGCCCAUCGUCCAGCAGGCAGCCAGCGAGCUGCUGCUCUUCAUCUCGACUGUGAUACGGCCCAAGUGCCUGCUGGAGAUCCCCCAGAUCCAGAGCCUCCUGCAGGCCGGCUCUCGCCUGGGCGCCCAACUGCCCCGACAGGUGUGCAUCAACGUCCAUAUCAGUCUGGUUAGCUACAUGGUUCUGCCCUGGAAGUGCGUGCCCGAACAGCAGCAGGACUACCAGCGCCGGCAGUGGAUGCUGCGCGAGUAUAUCCAAGGAUUGGCCCAGAAUUUCCUCGAUCUCGAUCUCGGCCAGGCCAACGAGAGCAAGGUGGCGGCCACAACGCUUAGUCUUCUCGGCACCUUUACGGCUUUAAUAGAGUACUUCAAGGCCACCGGCGGCAAUGCCAAGGACAUGCUGGCCAGCACAUUCAAGCCCAUCCUGACCAAGGCGUUGAUGAUCUUCAAUAGCUUCGGCCUGAGCAGCAUUGCCAUGGCCAUUACAGUGGCCGAGUUCAGUCUGAGCAUGCUCCGAACACUGCCCACCCAUUUAGGUGGCCAGUUCAUCAAGGAGAUGGUGACUUUGUUCAUCAAUGUCAGCAGCAGGGAACAAUUGACACUCAGCCGCCUGGCUGUAAUGGAGAAAAUCCUGCAGAUGUUCAAGCUGAUUGUGGAGCAACCGGGCAGUGCUUCUCUGGGUCUGCUGCCCUCCAUUCUGGACUUUAGCACCCAGCAGAUACUGCCGUUGUUGCAACAACAAAACGCUGCCACGGACAGUAGCGAGAUAACUAGUCUGUUGUAUGCUUUGUUCGAUAGUGUCCUGACCUGCAAGUGGCAGUUCUUCUACAAGAAUCAACUUUCCAACGGGCACACAGGCGGCUCUGGUUCUGGCAGUGGCAAUUUCAACUGCAGCGACAACCUGCAUCCGGCCCACUUCAUGGCCAUUCUGAAUGCCUAUGGCCAGAUGCUGGUGAGCGGCACAGAUCCCAGCAAUGUGCGCAGCGUCCUCUUCUCCAUGCAGAACGUGAACGAACGGAGUCGUCUGUACCAGCGCGCCCUGUUCAAGGAGCAGUUGCUGGCCUCCUUCCAGCGGGCUUUGCUCAACCUCCUGCUCAGUGGCGAGGGCGCCCUCCAUUUCGACAUGAUCGCCCAGUCCCUGUACGCCAUGGGCCAGGUGGACAGGCGACAGCUGCUUGAGAGCUUUGCUCAGGCUUCGCUGCCAGUGGCACAGACGGCGCUGGAGGAGAUCUGCCAGACAAGUGACAUUCCAACGUUUACGCAGAAACUUACACAGCUCAUGCAGGACGCCCACUGUGUGCAUCUUAAUGAGACGUCGUAGGCGAGAUAUAUCGCCUCAUACAUAACCACCCCAUUAAUCCUCCCAGUAUCCUCUAAACUUUAUUAUUUUUUGUUUGCUUUUUUAAUUUCUAUUUUUUUUGUUUGUUUUGUGCUCCUAAUUGUAAUUGUAUUUGUGCUUCUACUUGUAUGCCAUAUUUUCGAGUGUCAUUAUUGCUCACGUCCCCCACUGCCUCUUAUAAUUUUAUGUUUUUUUUAUUCAUUU